Rhincodon typus (whale shark) is the source of this 1263-nucleotide messenger RNA. Its product is annotated as alpha-mannosidase 2C1-like. The transcript has 3 exons. Lineage: Eukaryota; Metazoa; Chordata; Chondrichthyes; Orectolobiformes; Rhincodontidae. Gene Ontology annotation, molecular function: carbohydrate binding; alpha-mannosidase activity. Gene Ontology annotation, biological process: oligosaccharide catabolic process; mannose metabolic process. The coding region runs from base 877 to 1248 and encodes 123 amino acids. The record is from RefSeq and is a predicted model, not a curated record.
UAAAAGCUUGUGACUUAUGUUGGAGAUGUUAAAUCAACUUAUCAAUCUGUUCUGUAUGUAGCUCUGGCACCGCUGAGAAAGAAAAAGAUUGAUAAUUCUACCAGAGACGGACUAUCUUUCUGUGCUAUGUUCUUUCUUGUCAGAUGUCCCUAAUAAGUCCACUUUUACAACUAACUCCCUUAUUUUUAAUAUACAGACACAUGCAAUUUUGAAAGGUUAAGAGCACCUCACAGCACUUGAAAGCUUCUUUCUUAGACCCAGCCAGAAAUGUUCAUUUACUCUGAUUUUAUUACUUGAAAACUCAAAUUUUAGUUCCAGGCAAUCAAAUCGAUGGUUUAACUCUGUACUGCUUGGUGACAAAGGUAGUUUGCAGGGUAUUUGCCUGAGAAACUUUGAAGGUAACUCAGGCUAUUUUUGGGGGAACUGUAAUGGUGAGGCUAAAGGAGAUUGCACGCACAGAAAGUCAGUUUCAGAGUAACACAGUUUGAUGUAAGGUUCUGGGGAAAUUACAGUUUAGAAAGGGACAAGGUCAUGGAUAGGGCAGUAGUUUGCAAGGACACUAGAUUUGAGAGUCAGAAUUAUGAAAUAUCAUUCUUUCCUUAAUUACCAAGGAUCACAGGAUUCGAUGUACUUGUUCUUUGUGUUUGAACAGCUAAAGCAUUAAAGAAAGCAACAGUAUGUAUUUCUACAUGUCUCCCUGUUGUAAAGUAGUUCCAGGACUGGGAGGUUUUUUUGCUCAUCACUGGAAUCUCAAGUUAAUAAGAACAUUAUUAUUGUCUAUGUUGUACUUCCAGGGAGACUAUUCCUGAUGGUUGCUAUGGGAACCAGUUUGUGUUGUUUGAUGAUGUUCCUUUAUACUGGGAUGCAUGGGAUGUCAUGGAUUAUCACUUAGAAACAAGGAAACCUGUGUCACAGGUUGUGAACCCUCUGGAGAUAGUGUGCCCAGGUAGAGUCAGGGGAAGUGUAAGAUACUCUAUCCGUAUCAGUGACACCAGCAAGAUCCGCCAAGAGAUCAUACUGGAUGCUUGCUGUCCUUAUAUUAAGUUCAAAACAGAGGUGGAAUGGCAUGAAGCACACAAGUUUCUGAAGGUGGAGUUUCCCACUACAGUGCACAGUCCUAAUGCUACAUAUGAAAUCCAGUUUGGACACCUUCAGCGACCAACGCACAGGAACACUUCAUGGGAUUGGGCACGCUUUGAGGUACAGAUGAUUUGGAAUUGCAUUGCACAGGCACAACAGUCCAGCUAGUGUGAAAAUUGCAUU